Messenger RNA from Aspergillus tanneri, 699 nucleotides. Its product is annotated as fumarylacetoacetate hydrolase family protein. NCBI's taxonomy places the organism in Eukaryota, Fungi, Ascomycota, Eurotiomycetes, Eurotiales, Aspergillaceae. The transcript has 3 exons. Gene Ontology annotation, molecular function: acetylpyruvate hydrolase activity. The record is from RefSeq and is a predicted model, not a curated record. Gene Ontology annotation, cellular component: mitochondrion. Bases 1 to 699 code for a protein of 232 amino acids.
AUGUCUGCUGCAAUCAAGGCUAAUUGUCGCAAGGUCAUUUGCAUCGGUCGCAACUAUGCUGAUCACAUCGCAGAGCUCAACAACGCCAAACCGAAACAACCCUUCUUCUUCCUGAAGCCCUCCUCAGCCAUUCUAUGUCCUGGGGAAGGUCCGGUUCUCCGGCCCAAGGGAACAAACCUACAUUAUGAGGUGGAAUUGGGGUUGGUGAUGGGCAGAACCCUUCGGGAUCUGGACCCGAAGGACAACAAGGGCGCAUUGGAUGCGAUUCAUAGCUACCUACUUGCCAUUGACAUGACUGCCCGCAAUGUCCAAGACGAAGCGAAGAAGAAAGGUCUCCCAUGGUCUAUCGCCAAGGGCUUCGAUACCUUCCUGCCAAUUUCACAGCAGAUCGCUAAAUCGCGCAUCCCGAACCCCCACGAUGCCUUCCUCCGUCUGAGCGUGGGGUCGCAGUUGCGUCAGGCGGAUUCCACCAGCUUGAUGCUCUACCGUAUCCCCAGAGUGUUGGCGGAGAUUUCCCGUGUUAUGACGCUGGAGGAAGGCGACGUGGUGCUGACGGGAACCCCCAAGGGUGUUGGAGAGGUGAAGUCGGGUAAUGUGAUGAAGGCCUCGAUCGAAGUGGGUGGAAAGGAGCUGGAAGAAGGACGCAUCGAAGUCGAGGUGAAGGACCGAGAGGGAAGAUAUGUCUACGGUGAGACUUAG